This is a messenger RNA of Rhopilema esculentum, 5389 nucleotides long. RefSeq names its product importin-11. Lineage: Eukaryota; Metazoa; Cnidaria; Scyphozoa; Rhizostomeae; Rhizostomatidae. Gene Ontology annotation, biological process: protein import into nucleus. Gene Ontology annotation, molecular function: small GTPase binding. The record is from RefSeq and is a predicted model, not a curated record. Gene Ontology annotation, cellular component: nuclear envelope; cytosol.
UUAAAUGCAUAGUGUAUUUCAGUCCUAAAGAUCAACUUGCUUAAAUUUUUUUAUCAAACAUUUCGCGCCAGUUUUUGAAAAUGCCUCGUUUGCAUAUGUGGCCUAAUUCUCAAUCUUGAUGGUCUCAAAACAACAAUGGCAGCUUUGGACAUGCUUCUAAAGAUUCUCGACCAGGCUGUGUCACAAGACCCUCAAGUGGUCAAAUUUGCCGAAGGAAAGCUUAAAGAAUGGGAAGACAAGCCAGAAUUUUACAAGACUCUUUUGGAUAUAUGCUUCAAUCAAGCCCUACCCUCUCACAUCAGAUGGAUUGGGAUUCUUUCUUUUAAAAAUGGAAUAGAAAAAUAUUGGAGAAGGGCUAUCAAUAGGAUUUUUACUGAAGAAGACAAGAAUUAUUUAAAAUCUUUGCUAAUAAGUUCAUUCACAGAGCAAGUGAAUCAGAUAUCUCUCCAAAUAGCAGUUGUCAUUGGACGGAUAGCAAGAACAGAUUUGAAAACAUGGCCAGAUCUCGUCCCAAAAUUAUUACAAGAAGUAAGAAGUCAAGACAGUAUUGUUCAGUACAAUGCACUUUUAACUCUAAAUCACGUCAUCAAAGGCCUCGUUUCGAAACGUUUAGCAAGUGAUAGGAAAACAUUUAAAGAGGUCUGUUCUGGUUUAUUAGGAUUCGUGUUAGAGUUAUGGAUUCAUCAUUCGAACAACUUUAUAUCACAUUUAUCGUCAAAUCAGGUUCAGUCUGCAGAGCAAAGUUUAAAAAUGAGUGUUCUUACUCUUAAAGUUUUACGGAAACUAGUAGUUGAAGGAACCUGUGAUGACGUACUGGAUUCCUCAUUAAUGCUGCUUAAACUUUUGGUUGAAAGAAUUCCUGCUUUACUGACAUUGCGAUCGCAGUUUUUAUCUGUUAACAUUAUUGGCGAAAAAUUGGAGAAGCUAAUUUUGAUUGGCAUGAAAACACUUUUAGACACGUUAGACCGUCAACCUCUGCCAUUCGUCGAUGUGCUGGAAGGCUCUCUGAAUAUGGCCAUUAAAUUCUCAUUUGUCUGUACAGAAAAAGAUAUUCUUUUUGAAAUGUUCAUCGUACACUGUAUCAAUCUCAUCAGAAAAGCAAUCAAAUGCAAGGAUUACAAGCUUCAAAAGGAUUCGCAUUCAGCUGAAUGUACAAAUGUGAAGAUACAAAAAGCACAAGAGAUCAAGCAAAACAUUUUCACCAAAGAUCUUCUUGUGGAAUUAUGCCACCAACUUGUGUUUAAGUACUUCCCGCUAACUUCUCAGGAGGUAAAUGAAUGGCAAAACGACCCAGAAAGUUAUUUAACUGACGAGGCAGGAGAUUCAGCUGAGUAUUUGAUCAGGCCUUGUACCGAAAACCUGUUUCUAUGUCUUUACUACGAGCAUCGGCCAAUAUUUACUGAUGUUUUAGCAGACAUGGUAAAUCAGCUAAGUGCUUCUUACAAUAGAGAAGACCUUGAAAGUCUAAGGAUGAGGGAAGCAGUUUACUUUGCUCUUGGACUGGCAUCUUAUGAACUGUUCGGUGAUUUCAACUUUGACAAAUACUUUCAAGAAACCCUGAUAAUCGAGCUUGAGGAUUCUUCUGCGAGCAUGAAAAUAAUCCAUCGCAGAAUAUUGUGGCUUAUAGGAAGAUGGAUUGAUGUCUCAUUUAGCAAAGAGAGUAGAAUCAUUCUGUAUAGAGUUCUAGUAAAAAUGCUUGAUCGCAAAGAAGAUUUAGUGGUACGAGUCACGGCAUCCAAAACCUUGAAGGAUGCUAUCGAUGAUUACCAGUUUGAAAACAAAGACAUUUUACCGUAUUUGAAAGACCUUUGGGAAAGACUGUUUUGUCUGCUUAUCGAUGUCCAGGAAUGCGAUACAAAGAUGGGGGUACUGAAUGUGAUUUCCAUUCUAAUUGAACGUGCCGGUAGAGAGAUGAAGCCCUAUGCAACAGCUUUGUGUCAGUAUCUUCCUCAUUUAUGGGCAGACUCAGCAGAACAUAACAUGUUGCGAUGUGUCGUUGUAUCCACCCUAAGACAUAUAGUCGAAGCAUUGGGAAGCGAAUCGGUAGUAUUGCACCCGCUGCUGUUGUCAGUGAUUCAUCUCAGUACAGACCAUACUCAGCCUUCCCAUGUUUAUCUGAUUGACGAUGGCUUAGAGUUGUGGUUUGCUGUGAUGCAAAACUCCCCCGUGAUGACGGAAGAUUUUCUCGCAGCGUUCGCUGUUUUGCCAGCAAUUUUAGAGCAAACUUCCGAGAAUUUCAAGACUUGUGUUUCCAUCAUUGAAUCAUACAUACUGCUGGAUGCUCUCAACGUCUUGAAAAUCCAUUCCUCUUCGUUGGUUGGAAUAAUCGACACUCUUCUGGGACAGAUGAAAGAUGAGGGAAACAUCCUUCUAUCAGAGCUAAUACAAAAAUUGCUUAUAUUGCUGCCAAAUGAAACUUCAAUUCUGUUUGAAACUGUAUUGAGCAAAAUUCUGAAAAUUAUUCUAGAAGAUAAGGAGUACCCUCGAGUCAUGACAUCAUAUCUAACCAUUUUUGGAUAUGUUCUUCUUCACAACUCAACUAUUUUCUUCAAUAUGCUACAAAAGUAUUGUUUCGAUGUAAACGAAAAGCCAGAAAGGGCAGCUGCUCGGUUUAUUGAUGUAUGGUUAGAAAAGGUUGAUUUCAUGUCCAAUGACAAGUCAAGACAAAUUACUGCAAUGGCUUUGAUUUCGUUGCUGCCUCUUAAUGCAGAGUUUGUCAACGAGCGAUUUGCACUGAUUUUGGACGCGGUCGUAAAUGUUUUGCAUGGCGUCUCCGCUGAAAAUUCAGACGAACAAAGUUCAGCCUUAAUGAACCCUUCAGAUUCCUGUAAUGAUCAGAACUUUGAGAAGGAACAAAAUUGUGGCGAUCAAAGAAAGAAACAGAUGAUGGCUAAAGAUAUUAUAUCUUCCGUAUCACUAUUGGAUUUUGUUAAAUUGAAAAUCACGGAAACUAGAAAUACACUUGGCGACGAGCAAUUUCAAUUUCAUAUGGAUACUCUGGAUUCAAUGGUUUCAAAACAGCUUAUUUCGUUACUCGGAUAAUGGAACAAGACCUGGCCAAACACGAAGAGCUACAAAUUUAUUGCUACAGAAUGGAAGUCGAUGGACACCGAAAUGAUCAUGAAUCGCAGAACUUUGCUUAAAUGGACAAUAUCAGGAAAUGUUGACAAUUUUGCUGUCGAAAAAUUUCCCUAAUAGAGUCUAUUAUAUUAGGAUUAUUAGUAAAAUCAAUUUUCAUUCAACAUUGUUAUUGAUUUUUCUCGAACUUCUGGCAAGCCAGUACUUUUCUAGGGAGGCUGUUGAGUGGGGGGGGGGAUGUUUCUCUAGACCCAAAAACAAGCGUCCCUACAUUAUUUCUAUACAUUUCUAAGUUUUAACGCAAUUCUUUUUGCAAAAUGCUAUCAGAUCUUAUAAUGUGGUUGUUAAGACAUAAGAUUUAUCAAACUUGGAAUAUUGUCGUAGCUUGUAGGCCCAGUAGUUUCCCAAGAUAAACUCAUGUUGUUUAAUCCUUUGAGCUUAGAGAAAGACAAGUAAAUUUAGUUUACUUUACAAAGAGAAUUCCUCUACCCCCAAACAAUUCAGCCGUUGAGGGUACCCGGACCCGCUUUUUAAUUUCAGGCUUUUAAUUUUUAAAUGAAACAUUUGAUACUAUGGAUAUCACUCUUAGAUUCACAUUUCGUUUUUGCAUACUGAUCUGCUUAUCUGGUCACUCAGAUAAAAAUGGACGUAAUGUAAAGGAUUUUGACUGAGUUGUAUGCUUCACGUUGUCAAGUUUAACAGCAGAAGGGCAAAUACCGCUACUCUCUGUUUAAUACUGCAGGUAAUUUCCCCUAGUCCUUUUCUCACUCUUUGCUAUGAAACAGAGCUUUUGGAUAUCUCUAAUUUAUAAAUGCUAAUUUCGCCAAGUUUAUUACUCCCUAACUCAUUCUAUUGAUAACUAAAACCCCUGGCCGACCUCCCCUUUGCAAACCUUAGUAUAGAAACUACUUGCAGCCUUUCAAAUCAUCUAUUGAAUUUUGUUUUGUUCUAUGUGUGAAAUGGUGCCUUUUACAAAGAAGGCCUUUUCAUUCUAAUUGAAUGGCCAGUGUUUCAGCUAGAAGUUGCAUUAUUGGCGAAACCAUAUACAGUAUCAAAUUUUAGUUUCGACCAUUGGAUGCCGAAGAUUGCGCCCAUCCUUGUGGUAUUUCGUUUCCCGAAUAGGACCACUUUUUGCAAAGUUAUUCGACUUUUUCCUGGCUGAGAGCAAGGGGGAUUCAGGUUUACAUAAAGGCGUUCAGAAAAAACAAUAGGCUUGUGAUUCCCCGGGUUUCUAAAGACUUGGGUUUUUCACGAUUUACUCAAAAAGUAUCACAGUUACAAGUUUUUGAGUACAUUCAUGAGAUGGGCCGUUUGAUGCUCGAUUUUUUGAGCCGUUUCCCGUAUUUUUAGGACCUGUUUUUGCCGAGUUAUUGAGGAUUUAGUGAUUAAAACACGCAAAAAACGGUUUUUUCCAGUUUAAAAAUCGAAAACAGCCAAUAAAAAUUCUGCGACACUUUCAAAAAAUCGCUGAUUUUUCGCUCGAUUUUUUGAGCUAUUGCUUGUUUUGUUUGAAGCUCGCGUUACUGAAUAAACUCAAUUUUUCCGAAAAGUGCACUUUUCAAAUUUUCUCAAAUUUGCAUCGCAGCGACCGAUCAAGCUCAAACCGGUACUGCGGCGGCGGCCAAAACUUUUCCUUGAAAAACGGUGUUUAAUUGGUUUUUUAAAGGCAGGAAAAGUUUGUUAACGGGUAAAUAAGCGUCCUAGAUUCGAUUUAAAUGCAUUUAAGUGGAAAUUCAUUAAUUUUGAACAUUUCGACGGAAUUGCCCCCUUGCUGCUAGCCGCCCGUCGUCUAAUCGGCUUGUUCGGUGAAACAAGUAUGGAAAAAAUAGUUCCUUUCCACAAUUCCUCUAUAAGUAUCGCUAUAUCAUAUUUGCUCUUGCAAAUAAGAGAAGAAUAAAUUGUUUGCGAUAUUGAUAUCUUCGAUUGCUCAAUUUCAGUCUACGGGAAACGUCCUUCAAAUUUGGAAAACCCUGAAGCGAACGGUAAAAAGGUCGGGGAAACUUCAGAAAGGAAGUCUGCCAUUUUUGUUGAUUAUGGUGAUGAAACUAAGUUAUUUGCCCUAAAACUCCAUUAAAAUGCCGUCUCUCUUACUUGGGCUGAGCAGCUUGGCGACGGGGGAAGUGAGACAUUUACAACAUUGAGGGACUAGGCCUAUGCUGCAGAUUCUGAGGCGUUCUUCAAAUAUAACAUUUUUACUUGAUUUUAGUAAUGAAUAAACCUUUUUGUUGCUCGUUUGUAGAGAAACCUAUUUUUAAUCUGUAUUUAUAAUCAGAAUAAAUUUAUUGAGCAUUGACGAGUCAUUUAUGGGAAA